Messenger RNA from Ctenopharyngodon idella (grass carp), 3040 nucleotides. It is a transcript of the gene kcng3, whose product is annotated as potassium voltage-gated channel, subfamily G, member 3. Lineage: Eukaryota; Metazoa; Chordata; Actinopteri; Cypriniformes; Xenocyprididae. Gene Ontology annotation, cellular component: membrane; voltage-gated potassium channel complex. The transcript is spliced from 2 exons. Gene Ontology annotation, molecular function: protein binding; delayed rectifier potassium channel activity. Gene Ontology annotation, biological process: potassium ion transmembrane transport; protein homooligomerization. Bases 277 to 1545 code for a protein of 422 amino acids. The record is from RefSeq and is a predicted model, not a curated record.
UGACAUCACUGUAUGAAGCUGCCCACUGAAGGCUGGAGUUUAGAUGAUGCACAAAGAAAGAAGUCACUUUUCCACGGUUCUCCUAAAUGACACGCGCUCAAUCUGGAAAAAUCCCUUUAUAAUCUGACAUACUGUGUUGGACUCGCGAGUUUGGAGCUGUUUGUUUUUCUCGAGCUUACAGAAAUGUACUGGAUGUUAACUAUGACUAUCAUUAAGCCAUAUUGUACGUCGUUUCUCUCUUUUUCACUCGAAUCGGUGAUGUCAAUCUGAUCCAAAAUGAAGUUUGGGAAGAAUAUAUGCAUCUUAAACGUUGGUGGCACCAAGUAUGCUUUCACAAGAGAAGUUAUAAAGGAUUUUCCCCUCCGAAGAGUGAGCAGACUCCACAGCUGCUCCUCUGAAAAGGAGGUCUUGGAGGUAUGUGAUGAUUAUGACCGGGAGAGGAACGAGUUUUUCUUCGACAGGCACUCUGAGGCGUUUGUCUUUAUUAUGCUUUAUGUCCGAUCUGGAAAGCUCAGGUUUGUCCCGCAGAUGUGCGAGCUUUCCUUUUACAACGAGAUGAUCUACUGGGGUUUGGAGAGCUCGCAUUUGGAGUUUUGUUGCCAGCGACGACUGGAGGAUAGGAUGUCCGACACGUACACGUACUUUUCAGAGGAGGAUAUCAAGGCAGAGGUGGAGUCCAGAGGUGAGGAGGAUCAGGUCACCAGGUUAACCCCGGAGACAGGGAACGCGCGGUGGCUGGAGAGGAUGCGGAGGACUUUUGAGGAGCCAGCUUCCUCUAUCGCUGCGCAGAUCCUGGCAUCAGUGUCAGUGGUUUUUGUCAUUAUGUCUAUGGUCAUCCUCUGUGCGAGCACUCUGCCGGACUGGGAUACAGCAAAAAACAAUACAGUGGAAGAACACAGGAUCAUCGAGGCAGUUUGCAUCGGCUGGUUCACUGCCGAAUGCAUAGUGCGCUUCAUUGUCUCACGGGACAAAUGUGAGUUUGUGCGCCGCCCCCUUAAUAUUAUUGACCUGCUGGCGAUCACUCCUUACUAUGUGUCUGUCGCUAUGACAGCGCUGACAGGAGAAAACCCUCAGCUACAGCGAGCAGGAGUCACCCUGCGCGUAUUGCGAAUGAUGCGCAUCUUUUGGCUAAUCAAGCUGGCGCGUCACUUCCUCGGGCUGCAGACGCUCGGGCUGACGCUGCGCAGGUGCUACCGCGAGAUGGUCAUGCUGCUGGUGUUUGUCUGCGUCGCCAUGGCGAUAUUCAGUGCCCUGGCACAGCUGUUGGAGCACGGCCUUGACCUGGAGACUAGCAAUGAGGACUACGCCAGCAUCCCGGCAGCCUGCUGGUGGGUUAUUAUCUCCAUGACGACCGUCGGCUAUGGAGACAUGUAUCCCAUCACCAUUCCGGGACGCGUGCUGGGUGGUGUGUGCGUUGUGAGUGGCAUUGUGCUGCUGGCUCUGCCCAUUACCUUUAUCUACCACAGCUUCGUGCAGUGCUACCACGAACUCAAAUUCCGCUCAGCACGCUGCGUGCGAAGUCUCUCCUCUGAGUUUCUCAACUGACUGUAGCACAGCUCGUCCUGAGAUCCUCCGAACCUGCUGGUCUUCAGCUUAGCAACAUCACCUGCUCUUCUGUGCCUUUAUUUUGUACCAAGAUCUAAAAUUUAGCAAAGGGACAAGCUAAUCUGUUGGGGAAAAAUCAGCGUUUAGACUCUCUAUUAUAUCCAAAUAAAAACACAAGUACCUCUGUACUCAAGGACACAUUCUGGAAUUCAUCGAUGUUGACAAUACAGGCAUCUGGAACUAUUUCUGUCCAUCCUGGGACUAACAGAACAGGACAAAAGAGACAAAUCCCCAGCUCAAAGCUGGAAAGUGCACAAUAAAGCAUUACGAUCCAAAGGAAAUACAUUAGCCAAUGUUUGUGUUGUAACCCCCUUCCUGUGUGAACGAACAAAACCGAUCCAACAGCAUUUUUCCGUGUACGAAAUGGACAACUGUGGCAUUUGACGACUACAGAUGGCCAGGCUGCCUGGAACGGGCAUCUGGCGGGACCUUGUGUCCUGACAGUGCUCCAGCCUAGAAGGAGCUUACACAAAUUCUCAUGUUUCCAUGGAGAGGUCCCUCCGACUUGCUAAAUCAUUAAUUCAGCCCCCAAUAAAGUGGCAAAGCAAGGGAAACCAGAGUAAAAGGUUUUAGAGUGGCAAUAUAGAAGCGUUUGAAGAUGAUAAGAAAGCAAAUACUGUGAUUGCUUUGACAUUAAAGUCACUGUCAAAUGUGCAGUUUCAAAUAAAGUUAAAGGUCUAUAGAAUGCUAGUUAACAUUACUAAGCCACAAAAAAACAAACAUCAGCUGUUCAUCCAGACAGCGACAAGUCUGCAACCUGUCCAUACACGACUGUGUGAAUCAAGAGGCGUUAACUAAAUUGAUUAGCAAACACCUCACCCACACGCUCACCAGUAGGAGGGCUGUCACUCGCUUCCUUCUUCCUCUUUGAAUACAAGCACAAAAUCAAACCUCUUUUCUUCAUUCAAGGGACUUUCUGAGUUUGUGUAUCCUGGAAUACAAAGAUGGGUUUUGCAUUGUAUUUAAUGAGAUAUGCUGCAUAUGAUAUGAUUUAUUGAGUGGAAUACAGUACAGAAGUAUUUCAUUAUAUAAAAGCAUCUAUUGACUAUAGGUUAUAUAACCUACAGAUAUUUUCUUAGCUGAAUUGAUGAUAAUGUCAAAAUCAAGAUAGAGUGCAUUGUUUAAUUCAGGUUAUCCUCUAAUGACAUAAUUUGUCUUUAGCUUAAAUUGUCAUGUCAGUGUUGGGAUCUUAUUUGAAUAAUUGCAGAAACAUUGCUUGGUUGAUGUCACACCACACAAUGUUUAUUUUUGCAUCUGUAUGGAGACAUAUGCCUUCAUAGCUGUAUCAUUUUGUAGCUGUAUUUGUGGCUAUUUAAAAGGGUCAUAAUGAUGCAAAUGAAAUCUUAUGUAGCUCUAUUCUGUAAUCUAAAUGUAUUCUAAUUGGUAAAGACAAGGUUAUUUAUGUGUAUGAAGAAAAUAAAGAAAUGUUUAUUGA